Messenger RNA from Anopheles funestus (African malaria mosquito), 5905 nucleotides. RefSeq lists its product as uncharacterized. Gene Ontology annotation, biological process: regulation of transcription by RNA polymerase II. The transcript has 9 exons. The record is from RefSeq and is a predicted model, not a curated record. Gene Ontology annotation, molecular function: RNA polymerase II cis-regulatory region sequence-specific DNA binding; DNA-binding transcription factor activity, RNA polymerase II-specific. Lineage: Eukaryota; Metazoa; Arthropoda; Insecta; Diptera; Culicidae. The coding region runs from base 1310 to 2809 and encodes 499 amino acids.
GGAUAACGGGACAUUGGUGAAAAUGAAUCUUUUUUGACAGUGGCUGUCAUGUUGCAGCAUAGCACAUUCAUCACGGCGCAUCGGUGUGCGGCGUGCGCGUUUGGGUGUGUGAGUGUGUCCGCAAGAGCAGGACUGUAUGCUGAUGAAUGAGAAAAACACAGUGUAAAAUGUUUCACCAUUUUACAACUCACGUGUGCGAUGGUACAGUCUUGUAAAUAUGUAAAAUUGGUCCCUUUUUGUCCCCAGUUGUAUUGAUUUGAUCGAACGACUCGGAAAAAUAUCAAUAGUUGAUUUGACAUAACGCCAAGAAAAAAAAACCAAAAAGCACGCAAUGCGCCGUUGACAGACAGCUGACACAUUGCACGCACACUACCGCACACACGCACACACCUGCAAGUAUGCGAGUUGCCUUGAAGACGAAUGCGGAGGCGCCAUUUUGUUUUUUCGUUCAGCGAAUCAACCUAGCAUCAUUGGUACGCUGGACGGUUCGCGGGUAGGCAUUGUAGAUGCUGGAUUUUGCCGCGUUCGAAAUAGACAACUCGUUGUCAGUGCUGACAGUUCUGAAGUAGCGAUAGGUUGGCUUUGUUGUUUCUCGUGCCGUGCGUCGUCUCCUAAGCCCAUACUCCACUUCUCUUCGCGCAUCCACCAGUCAGAGUUGGCCUUUUUGACAGCAAAAUAACAUUCACGAAUUAUUUAGUAGGUUUUGUGCGAAACAUUUUCUACGCGAUAUUCGAUUCGCUCUGUUUUGAGUGAAACGUGCUAAAACUGCAUUCGUGAAAAUGCUGCUGUCGGUGGUUGAUGUGGCAGCAGCCGGGUGCCAGUGAAAUCGGGUCGAGAAACGGUGGCUGCAAUUUCUUUUUACCCCUCCAUACAGCUAUCUUCUGUGCACGUACGCAGUACACCGCGUAUGUACACGAGCUUUAAACGAAGUGCUGAAUAUAUAUCGCAUCAAGGAGUGACUAACAGCUUAGAUAGAACACUGGACAGCGGCGCAUUUCCGUAUCUGUGAAUAUAAUACAGAACUCCAAAAGCAACUCUGGAAGGAACAGCGUCACUACUGGCGUGUAGCAUCGAUAGAAGGUUCCUCCAGUACGUGACACAGCAAGGUGUUGGAUCUAAAGGUAGAAGGACGGAAAAUCGUCAGGAGGGUGUAAGCAGCGACACAGGGCAGCGAUAGUAGUCUCAGUGCCUUCAGCGUAUUGAAAGGCGCCCAGCUUUCCCGUUGACACCCCCGUACCCCCAAAACAGCCUCAAAAUUGAGGAAAUCGAGGAAAUCGUGGAGACCGAGGUUAUCCUCUCUCCAGAUGAGAUGCACCAUGAGGAAUUCGAAAUAACGAUGGUACCCAUGGAAUCGACAACGGUGCUGACACCCUCCGGUGGAACGGGCACAAUGAAGCGAGAUGUGCGGGACAUGGUGCGAGAGGCCAAUUUUCAGACCAAGCUGCUAAUGCAGGAAAACGAAGCCCAAGAUUAUCAUUUCCAGCAUGCCUCGAGUGCCGACGAUACGGAGGGAUCGGACCAGGAGCACACGAUGGGUGACAUGACGUUUAAGAGCGAAACGGAAGGAAACGAUACAAUGAAUUCCAGCAACCAAAGCUCAAGCCGGAAACGCCGCGGCAAUCUUCCAAAGCAGUCGGUAAAAAUUUUAAAACGAUGGUUGUAUGAACAUCGUUUUAAUGCUUACCCAACGGAUGCUGAGAAGCUAACCCUGUCACAGGAAGCCAAUCUGACGGUGUUACAGGUGUGCAACUGGUUUAUUAACGCUCGGAGACGUAUUUUGCCGGAAAUGAUUCGCCGCGAUGGGCACGACCCAAUGCACUACACCAUAUCCAGGCGGGGCAAGAAGAUGAGCGGUCAACUAGUGGGCCAUGAUGGGCAGAAUCCGCUUACGAUGAGCCCAGCAUCGGAGGUGAUUGUCGGUGCGACGGAGGAGAUCAUCGAGGAGGAGGAGGUGAUCGAGGACGGUGUGCCACAGAUUAUCACCAGCCACGGCCAACAGUAUGUGCAAACACCAUCCGGAUUGGUGAAAGUGGAGGAGGAUGUAGAUUUUGAAGAUCACAUCAUCUAUCGUUCGGACGACAGUAACAUUGAGUAUGAGUACGCGCAAAGCGAAGAAGAGAUGCCAGUCACGGAACAGGGCGAUUGGGAUGGAAUGAUUCGCUAUGCAACUGAGAAGGAUGAUGAAAUUCCGGAAGAAAUCACGGAAGAGGAAGUCAUUGCAUCGGAUAGUGGAGAGAAUGAAUUUUUUACUACGACGUCACAUACCAAUCUCGCUAAUAUACCGCUUCAGCAAACUACUACUCAUGUUACAGCUCGCCCAACAGUGACGACGACUGCUGCUAAAAUAAUUACAACUACACCAGUACCGUCAGGCAUCCAGCGAGUGAUUAUCGGUCAAUCGAAUGCGGGCUCUCUUGCUAAUGUCAUCACAACAUCGGGCGGCACGUUGAAACUCGGCGGUAACCUGACGGCCGUCCCGUUACAGGCAGCCUUGAAAGCGGGCCCCAAGAAGCUAACCGUCGUGACGAGCUCCGGCAAAACGACCACUGUGACCGCAACGCCGCUGAGUGAAUCGAAUGCCAAGACGAUAACGGCCACGUUAUUGCCGAGCGGUAACAAUGCAAACAAUAACAACAACAACAACAACUCCCAGAACACUAAUCCGCAUACGACGACGGCAGUGAAGGUAAAAGGUGUGAUCCGUGACGAUAAGGAUCAGUUCAAGUGUUUAUACUUGUUGGUGGAAACAGCCGUUGCGGUGCGCCAGCGGGAAAAGGAGCAGGACGAUGUGCACGUGCUGGGCAACUAGAGUGUGCGGUCUAGUUGUUGUCGUUCGAUCCGGUGGGCUGCAACGAGAAACGGCGCGCGAACCCAGUCGAAAGAGGCACACGAUGCAGCAUUUUGUGGUUUUGUCAAGUCAUGAAGUAAUGUAAUUGCGCGUGGAAUAACUAUUAUAGAGCCAGACUCCGUGUGUGCACGCAAUGGAGCGUGUGAUUGCACAACGGAACAAAGAUGAUGAUCGAUGUGGAAGGUUUUUUUUCUCUUGAUGUUGGAAAUGGAGAGGAUUGUAUAUAGGGAUAUCUUUGUGUGCUCCCCGCGUGAUUGGUAAGAGAGGGAUAGAAGCAUUCAUUUUUAGUACGUACCACAUAACAGGGGAGAGAUGCGUUUAUACAUGAAAGAUGGACAAAACUAGAAAGAUGGACCGAGGCGAGAGAAUGGUUUAGUUUUUAGAGCAAACGAGGACGUACCUUGAACGUUGGUAAAGUCAAUACUAAGCGAUCGUUAAUAUUAUGUUUAGACUUUUUUUUUUAAUUGAUAACCGAUACAUUCAGUUGCACAAUGUAUCGAGUUAAAAAAGAUGAUGGAUGUAAAAAGAAAAUAUUCAAAAGAAACGAAGCUACGAAGGGUUAGAUGUUCGCUCCCAGAAAGGAACAAGAACGUGAACAAAAAAGGCGCUCGCGUGAAAAAAAACAGCUUCUAAAAACAGACACACGUUGCACAUAUAUUACAUUUGUCGUAAGAAAAACAGAAUUUAUCAACCGACAAAAGGGAGCUAAAUUAAACCAGGUUGGAUGAUUUGUGUCCCAUCUUUUCCUGAUAUCAUGUCAUCCAUCAUACCGCUGUAAAUGCACGCUAGAAGACUUGCGUCUGUUAAGACGUUCGCACACAUGGUGAUAAAAGGACGGUGUGAUGAUGUGAUUACAUUAAGCUUACAUUACCAAUUUUUGGUUGAAUCGCAUGCAAUUUCUUCUGUAUAUCGUUACGCUGACAAUGGUGUUCGAUAACGCCAUUUAUCUAUGUUCGCUAUGUGUGCAAACGUCUUCGUUCGCUUUAAAUUGAAACUAUCGCAGAAACAUACGAGAAAAACAAAACAAUCUGCUCACGUUAGUGUAAUUAGGGACGGAUCUUUUGUUUAUUUAGAUACAGUGGAAAUUUAUUAUUAGAUUAUUUUUUUUUAAAUCAAGCGAUCGUACUAUGCUUUCCUCGACAUUUACCGAUUUUAAUUCUCCGUGUUCCUGUGUGCCGUAUUGUAUGGAGAGAAAGAGAGAGAGAUAUAAAUAGAGAGGACACAAAACAUAAAGAUUUAGCUUUGUACAAAGAUUAAAUGUAGGGACAUUUUGUUUACAUCUUAAUUCGGCUUUCUUUUCGAUUCGGAAGAAGAUGGUCUAUCUAUCUGGAAAAAAACUGCGUUGUUCAUAAUGUAACAAGGUACCUAUGUGUCAUUGGUACAUUGGAAAUCUUUGUUCAAAUGAUAUUGACACCAACCGCGCAAGCAAUGGAAGUGACAAAAAGGAAACGCCGUAUUAACAUGCGUUAAACUGAAUUUUCUUUUUCUUGUUCUAUUGUUUCAAUGAAGGUGUCUAAAGCACACAGAGUCACAGGCAGAGCAAUAUGUCUGUUUCAUUUAUGCCAGAGUCCAAUUUUUUUUUUCAAAGUCUAAAAAUCAUUAAUCAAAUGUCGUCCUCGAUGGUCAAACCGAUGUUUAUCUUUAGCUUUGGUGUCUCAUAUCGGCUUUGAGCAUGAGCCUGCACAGCAGAGUAAUUGCUACAGAUCGUUGCAAAAACCGAUACCAUGAUAACAAAGGUCCGGUUCUUUGAACAUAAUGGACGCUAUUUGAACGCCAUCUUCAUUCGAUCCUAUCUUUUAUGUCUAAGCAUAAUGCUAAAUAAGUUAAAAAUUCAUUUCAUGUCAUAGUUAUACAGUUUUGCAUACUCGUUCGGAAAAGGUGAAACAUGAGUUUUAAUUUUAUUUACCCCCGCACGCGGGUGUUGUUUGGAUUCAAGCUAGGUUAGUUUUUUUACACAUGUGUUGGACUGUUGCCUAAAUGAAACAGACUAUUCUUUACCGAUUUUCUUCCUUCAAGAAUCAGCCCUUUUUCAUACUUCUUUAAGAAAUUGGUGUAAUAGUUCUUUUUUAAUAAAAAAAACCCUCUUUUAAAAUAAAUUAAUUUUUCGCGUUCGUUCCUCAUGUGUUUGGAUAAAAAAAACAAAACGAAACAUCUCCUUAAAAAGCGUUAGUUUUGCGAUAGGAUUAUUCAGAAAAGAAAGAGAGAAAGGGAAGGGGAGAAGUAGCGUAGGAAAACGAAUGGCCAAAAAGUCACGUCCUAGCGAUGGGGGCAAAGCAUGAUGCCCGGCUGUGUUGGAUGAUUGGAACACCGGGUGGUCUCGCCCCAAAGGUGGUUAUAGAAAGGUAGCAACCAAAAAAUGCAAACCAAGAAAACACGAACGACGUAGAGAACGGAAUAUGGUACAAUUUGGUAAAAACAAAAUUAGGCUUUAAGAGGAGGUUAAAACGGCAGAUACCGUAAAUUAAUACCGUGCUGGUGCACGUGCGUGCGAUUGUUAUGCGGUAUCAACAGCAGGUGUGUAAAGUGAGUCACUCAAUGCAAUUUUGACCGAAUUAAGUAAGAGAAAAGAUAGACUCUCAGUACGUACUAAGAAAAGAUGCGUUUUAUAAAUAGCUGUGUAAAAAAAAACCCCCAACCUCUUGCGUAAAGGAAAAUCCCGUAAGUAGUCAGUCACCCCGUUGUUCCAAUGAUCCAUCCCUCACUCCCACAUCCCUCCCCAGUAAAUUGUUAUAGAGAAUGUUCUGUGUAGUGUGAAGCUCGAUGACGAGAGCCCCUUUCCACCCUCUCUCAACCGUACCAGAAGUAGACAGAAUCAUCUUUUUGUCUUUAUUUUCACGGUGAAUCAAUAGAAUUGUAAGGGAACACACACUUUCACAACCAAAACAAACACAGCAGACGUAAAUAUUGCAAGGUUAAGGUGGGAAAUCGUGCAUCAAGGGACAAAUGUACACCUAUCGACGAUGGUUGUAUCGUAAGGUGUAACUGUAGGAAGCGCCAACAGAAUCGAUCACUUGAAUAAAAAAAUGUCUUCAAUAAAACUUUAAACAAAAACAUAAA